UCCAGUACCGGUAUCGCUCCUCAGGGCAGCCAUUACGGGCCACCGGUGUUCGUGCGUGCGUUGCUGCCCCUGCCGCCCCUGCCGCCCCCGCGCCCCCGCCAGGGAGACGCGCCCCCCGCCACGCCCGAGGACCCAGGAGCAGGGCGACGACGUGGGAGGAUUUGGAGCUAAAAUGGCGGCCCCCAACACAGGGCCCGGGGCCCCGCAACUUGUAAAUCCGGCCCUGCAACUAGUGGUUCCCCGCAACUUUCGCCUUCUGGAGGAGCUGGAGGCGGGGCAGAAGGGAGUGGGCGACGGGACCAUCUCCUGGGGCCUGGAGGAUGACUCAGACAUGACCCUCACCAACUGGACUGGCAUGAUCAUCGGGCCCCCUAGGACAAACUACGAGAACCGGAUGUACUCGCUCAAGGUGGAGUGCGGAUCCCGAUACCCGGAUGACCCACCCAACAUCCGCUUCAUCUCCAGGAUCAAUAUGCAAGGCGUCAACAGCCAGACCGGAGUGGUGGACCGCAGACAUGUUUCGGUGCUGGGUCGCUGGCAGAGGAACUACACCAUCAAGACAGUGCUUCAGGAGCUGCGACGACUGAUGACCCAGAAGGAGAACAUGAAACUCACACAGCCGCCGGAGGGGACUAACUACUAGCCAUACUCCACCACACACCGCUCCGCCUAAUCCACCUCCUUCUCCAGAAUAGACUUUUCCGCUUGCUUGCGUCCUCUUGUGUUUUGGUUCAUUCCGCUCACUCUAUGGAAACUAUGACCUUCUCCUCCUCCUCCUCCUCCUCCUCCUCCUCUUCCACCUCCUCCCUGAAUUAUAAGCCUUCUCCUUCUCCUCCUCCUCCUCCACCUCCUCCUCCUCUUCCACCUCCUCCCUGAAUUAUAAGCCUUCUCCUUCUCCUCCUCCUCCUCCACCUCCUCCUCUUCCACCUCCUCCCUGAAUUAUAAGCCUUCUCCUCCUCCUCCUCCUUCUCCUCUUCCUCUUCCUCCUCGAAUUACAAGCUUCUCCUCCUCCUCCUCCUCCUCCACUCUCAUACUCUCCCUCCUCCUCCUCCUCCUCCUCCUCCUCCUUCCUUUUUCCUUUCUUUUCCUUCUUUUUUUUUGCUUCAUCUCUUUCCGCAAAGUACUAUCCUCCUCCUCUUCCUCCUCCUCCUCCUCCUCCUCCUCCUCCUCCUCUUCCACCUUGCUUUCUGUUCCGCUAUUCCACUUACUAGCAACUCCACCCUUAAGUCCUUAAGCGAUAGAAUAUACCUGCUUCCUCCACCUCCUCCUCCUCCUCUUCCUCCUCCCUCUCUGCUUACUCUCCCUCCUCCCUACUCCCUCACACACACACACACACACACACACACACACAUGUAUGCAAUGCUUAAGAAGAUGAAGAAGUGAUUUAAAUUUAGAAUUGUGUUUGUAUUUCCUAUGUUUUAUUUUCUCUCUCUCUCUCUCUCUCUCUCUCUCUCUCUCUCUCUCUCUCUCUCUCUCUCUCGCUCUGUUUUUAUCAAGUUAUGACAAUUAUUAUGAAGCUGAUUGUGUCUUUUUUUUCUCCUCCUCCUCCUCCUCCUCCUCUUCCUCCUCCUCUUCCUCCUCCUCCUCCUCCUCUUCCUCCUCUCUCGCUCUCUCUCUCGCUCUCUCUCUCUCUCUAAUACACUUAAGCUGUAAUAUGUUCGAUUUUAUUCUGUGUAUGGGUCAUUGAAUACACACACACACACACACACACACACGCACGCACACAGACGCACACGCAUGUAUAUCUCUGUUAUGUACGCGUAUACAUAUGAAUCUAUACACAUGACUGUUUUUGUGUAUGCGACUACAUGUUCUGACGUGUUUUGGGAUGUGCGCGCUCUCUCUCUCUCUCUCUCUCUCUCUCUCUCUCUCUCUCUCUCUCUCUCUCUCUCUCUCUCUCUCUCUCUCUCUCUCUCUCUCUCUCAUGGGCAGUCAAUCUUUUUUUUUCUUAUUUUUUUCCUCGUUUUCUUUGACAUUUUCCUUUCUUUUUCCUUCUUUAUUUCUUCCUUUUUCUUUCUUUUCCUAUUUUCUUUUGCUUUUCUUUCUUUUCCUUCCUUCCUUCCCAUCAAUUUUACUUGUGUGUGUGUGUGUGUGUGUGUGUGUGUGUGUGUGUGUGUGUGUGUGUGUGUGUGUGUGUGUGUGUGUGUGUGUGUGUGUGUGUGUGUACCUAUAUUUCUUUGUUUUUUUUCCUUUUCUUUUUUUCUUCCUCCUCUUCCUCCUCCUCCUCCUACUACUACUACUACUACUACUACUACUACUACUACUACUACUACUACUACUACUACUACUACUACUACUACUACUACUACUACUAUUCUGAGGUCAACAAUAACAACAACAACAACAAUAAUAAUAAUAAUAAUGUUGAAGAAAAGCUGAUAAUAAGGUCUUCUUCUUCUUCUUCCUCCUCUUCUUCCUCCUCCUCCUCCCAGAAUAUGUUGUUUUAGGAAUAAGUUAAAGAAAAUAAAGAAAAAUUAGAAGAAAAUAUUUAAAUCUGUGUUUAGAGGGGGGGUUAUCCCUCUCCCCCUCCCCCUCCUCACCCCCCCUUCUCCCCCCUCCCAUAUACCCACCCCAGAGAGAGAGAGAGAGAGGGAAUGAGGGAAUGAGAAAAAUAAAGAAAAUUAAAAGUGAAAGAUGUGUGUAUGUAUGAAAUGCGCACACACACACACACGUACACACGCACACACACACAUUCAAAGCCCUCCAGUGAUAAAUAAGUGAAGGUAAAAUAAAUGAAUAAAGUAAAAAUAAGGAUUAAGACAAAAUAAAAUGAUACACAAGGAAAGGA
Eriocheir sinensis (Chinese mitten crab) is the source of this 2788-nucleotide messenger RNA. RefSeq names its product ubiquitin-conjugating enzyme E2 variant 2-like (gene Uev1A). NCBI's taxonomy places the organism in Eukaryota, Metazoa, Arthropoda, Malacostraca, Decapoda, Varunidae. Gene Ontology annotation, biological process: DNA damage tolerance; protein K63-linked ubiquitination. Gene Ontology annotation, cellular component: nucleus. The record is from RefSeq and is a predicted model, not a curated record. Bases 173 to 643 code for a protein of 156 amino acids. The transcript is spliced from 5 exons.